Molecule: messenger RNA, 2637 nt
Organism: Nematolebias whitei (Rio pearlfish)
Lineage: Eukaryota; Metazoa; Chordata; Actinopteri; Cyprinodontiformes; Rivulidae
Product: equilibrative nucleoside transporter 1
Exons: 13
Coding region: 172-1500 (442 amino acids)
Biological process (GO): nucleoside transmembrane transport; uridine transmembrane transport
Cellular component (GO): plasma membrane
Molecular function (GO): nucleoside transmembrane transporter activity
Source: RefSeq, a predicted model, not a curated record
UAAUAGUUCCGAUCGGCACUUGAACAUUUUUAAUUCUAGCUUCAAUCGAGCACGAGGUAGUAUAAGAACACCAACACAUCCUAAACAGAGACAGAGGCAACACAGAGUUUUAAGAGAAUUGGCUCCAUUUCCAUCAAACAGUGAAAACAAACCAGUGACGGUCUGAGAACCAUGACGGCCAUCAACGCACCCCGGGACAAGUACAAUGCCGUAUGGAUUAUUUUCUUCAUCCUGGGCCUGGGAAGUCUCUUACCAUGGAAUUUCUUCAUGACAGCGACAAUGUACUUCACAAGCAGACUGAAAGACGCCUCGUUGAACUCCACAGCGUUCAACACAACUGUGGGAGAAACUCGCAAUGUGCUGGAGUCAAAGUUCAACAACGUCAUGACGCUCUGUGCCAUGGUGCCUCUGCUCAUCUUCACCUGCCUCAACUCCUUCAUUCAUCAGAGGAUUCCUCAGAAGCUGCGUAUCUCGGGCAGCUUGACCGUCAUCCUGCUGGUUUUCAUGCUGACGGCGGUGUUUGUCAAAGUGGACAUGCAGCCUCUGCCCUUCUUUGUCCUCACAAUGAUCAAAAUUGUCUGCAUCAACUCAUUUGGGGCGAUUUUUCAGAGCAGUCUGUUCGGGCUGGCAGGAAUCCUCCCCGCCUCCUACACCACACCCAUCAUGAGCGGGCAGGGUCUGGCUGGCACCUUCGCUGCUUUCUCCAUGAUCUGCGCGCUGGCCACUGGAUCAAGACUGCAGGACAGUGCUUUUGGUUACUUCAUCACAGCCUGUGUUGUCAUUUUUCUGGCCAUAAUGUCUUACUUCACUCUGCCCAAGAUGGAGUUCUUCCAGUACUACAUGGAGAGUAAUGGCUCCAGACCAUGUGCUGAUGAAGAAAACAAGAUGGACUUAAUCAAAAAAGAAAACCCAACAGAAGAGAAGCGACCGGACAUGAGUCUCAUGGAGGAGGACAGCAGACCUGUUGUUUCUGUGUUUAACAUCUUCAAACAGAUCUGGGUGAUGGCUCUGUCUGUGUGCUUCAUCUUCUUCGUCACCAUCGGAGCCUUCCCAUCUGUGACCGCCGAAGUCAAGACGACAGUCACAAACGAAGGCAGCUGGGAAACCUACUUCAUCCCCGUGUCGUGUUUUCUGCUCUUCAAUGUGAUGGACUGGGCUGGCAGGAGCCUGACGGCCUUCUGCAUGUGGCCGGGUAAAGACAGUAUCUGGCUUCCUGUGCUGGUGGGCCUGCGGGUCGUCUUCAUCCCGCUCUUCAUGCUCUGCAAUGUCACGCCUCGUCAUUACCUCCCCGUUCUGUUUUAUCACGACGCCUGGUACAUCAUCUUCAUCAUCAUCUUCUCCUUCUCCAACGGAUACCUGGCCAGCCUCUGCAUGUGCUUCGGACCAAAGAAGGUGCCGCAGCAUCAGGCAGAGACAGCGGGCGCCAUCAUGGCCUUCUUCUUGUCCCUCGGCUUGGCACUGGGUGCUGCCAUCUCCUUUGCUGUCCGGGCCAUGAUCUAAAAUCUCCAGAAGAAUCUUUCAUAAAUGUCUGGAGACCACCUCAUCUUCAUCAAUUCCUCCGUCAUGAGCUCAGCCGGUAUGGAGUGGGGUGUAAACUGGACGGCUAGAGAACAAAUCCACAAGUUUUAAGAAAGACUCGAUAAUCCAAUGGGAGCUAUAACAUAUAUAUAUAUUUUUUUUUUCCCCCUCAGUCGCACAAUGUAUUGUGCUUUUACCUGUUUUAGAGGGUUUUAUUUUAAUCUAGCACUGAUCAAAGUAAUUUAAAGCCAAAAGUGUUUUAAAAAGUAUUUAUGAAGGACUCUUAAAGGAGCAUCUAGACAUGUAAUGAUUCCAGCAAUAUUCCUGAAGACUGCACGUAGAUCCCCCAAGGUCUGAAACAAAAGGCUAUUUUGCAAAGCAAUAAAGCUUUUAUGUUUUUAAAAAAUGUCCCUAAAACUUUUAGAAAUAAUGCUCUUUGGUGGGAUGUAAAGUGUAUAAAAUACAUGAAAUUGUCACAUUUCAGUGGACUGUUGCAGCUUUUAACUUUGAUUUAAACCAAAAAAAACCAACAACGCAAAGACAACAUGGGAAAAGAUGAACUCUGAGGGAUUUCAGCUGAACCACUUCGCUCUGUCACUGCAGCGUUUUAAAAUCCUAAUCCGUAGCUGAUAGAUAAUUUGACGUUUUCGUGUUUAGUUCUAGACAAAGUCGUUACCAGUCUGCCUCUUACAUCACUUUGACUUGAAUAGAAACAUUUUCUCUUUAGAUUUUCAGCCCGUGUUGUUUAGUUUUUGUACUGUUACAAAAUAAAUUGUGUAUUUUUGAAACUUUAAUAUGCAAAACAUGCAGCUGCCAUUGAGGUCAAAACAAAUGUGACAAUAUUUGGGAGACUUUUUCUUAUUAUUUCAGGAAGUGCGUGCCUUUUUAUGCUUGUUCUCGUUAAGAGUUAGGUUUUGUACAAGCAAUAGUUUUUACUGUGUUGAGCCUGAAGUUGCAUCAGUAUUUUGUUUGCUUUUUAUGGCAAUUGCUGCUUUUAAAAAAAAAAAAAAAUUGCUUUAGUUAUUGUCAGUAUUCAUUAGAAGAGCUGUUUACAUCUUAACCAACUGCUUUUUUUAAAGCACAGUGUUGGUUUUCAUUUUUAUUUUUAAAUAUCUGGGU